AACGGUCGUACAUUCAAAAAAUCAACCGCCAUUGGAUAUACACUCACACUCUGCAAAAAUAUUUCUCCCUCGUCAGAGCUCAAUAAACCCCAAAACCUAAAACCCUAAAAAGCAAUGACACCCUAAGAGAGACAAAGAGGGAGAGAGAGAUGGGUAUAUCGGAAAUUGAUUGCAGAGUAGGCACUUUGGUGUGGGUUCAGAGGAAAAAUGGGUCAUGGUGGCCUGGCAGAGUAGUGGAGCUCACUGAGUUCUCACCUUCUCAUCUCACCCACCGCAGAGCCUGCACACCCGUCAAGCUUCUCGGAAGAGAAGAUUCUAGUGUGGACUGGUACAAUUUAGAGAAAUCUAAGCGCAUCAAAGCAUUUCGAUGUGGUGAGUUUGAUGAUUGUAUUGAAAGAGCUGAGUCCUCCCAUGCCAAUUUUUCGAAGAAAAUUGUCAAAUAUGCACGUCGAGAAGAUGCUAUUCUUCAUGCUCUUGAGCUGGAGAAGCAAGAAGUGCAGAGAAAACACAAAGCAGCAGGGAAGGAGUGGUCAGGAAUAAUCUGCCAAGCAAAAAGAAGCAGACGUGUUUACUUACCAGCUGAGUCAAAUAAUUGCUGGAAGCGCACAGCUUUUCGUCCCAAACCAUUGCAGGUUUCAACCUCAAAAUUUGAAAUGCGUGAAUGUCCUCAGCAAUCUGGUUCAGCUGAAGACAACAACUCUUCCAGAUCAAUGGAAUCUGAUUCAUCUGAAAGUGAUUCUCAAGGUCCAGAUAGAGUUCAAAGGGAAACACAACUUUCAGAUGCUGCUAUCCUUGUGUCAACUCAACCAAGUAAUUCAGGGAAGUAUGAUGGGCAACCUGGAAACAUGAACGGGAAGGGGAAUCAUGAACUCAAUAACUUGUCUGAUGUUCCUCUUAAACACCUGACUGCAGCUGAGUUUGGGAUACAGAAAAGGGUGCAUAUAGGAAAAGAAAACAUUUGCAAUCUAACCAAAAGGCAACUCGAUGUGAUUGAUGUAAAGAAUUAUGUCAAAUUCAAAAAAAGGAUACAUAACAAUGGUGAAACUUUGACUUCAAGUGCAGCUUUAGCUUAUCAUAGUAUAACUGAAUUAGACACAAAAGCAGGGGAAAAUUCAGUUUGGGUGGCCAAUACGCUGUCUCAAUCAACUCCAGUUUAUAUUGGCUUUAGUAAUAGGAUGGAAACAACAUUAACAGAUGUGGAGUUGAAAGUCCAAGCAAGUUAUCGAGAAGAUCAUGUCCCUCUGGUUUCUCUAAUGAGUGGCUUAAAUAGGAAGGCAAUAGUAGGGCACCCGAUUGAUAUUGAAGCCUCAGAUGACGGUUCUUCAGAGAUCCUUCUUGCUAGAAAACAUGAAAUUGGCCACAAGUUGUUGGAUAACAAUGGGAGUACCAUGCUUCGGCCAGCUUGGAGAACUUCUAGAAGGACUCGUGUGUGUUAUGUCCCACAAUCCCAUACUCCUCCCACUCUGAAUGAUGCUAAAUAUGCACAAGCUUAUCAAAAUUCUGGUCAUUUAAGUCUCAAGGCAAGGGCAAACAGUUUGCAACCAACAAAAGACAUUCCGAGGAAACCUAACUUGGUUAACCUGAAAACAAGAACAAUCUCUUCAUUUGACACUGAACAGAAACUUGGUGGCAAUGAGGGUGAUCUUCAACCCAUCAGCCAGGGCUGCAUGAUAGACAGACAACUGAAGGCAAAAGACAUGCCUACCAGAGUUACAUGUGUCCCUGUAAAACUAAUUUUCAGCAAGUUACUGGUUGCGGUUGGUAGGGUGCAAUCUUGAAUAGAACCUUUUGGAGUUAUUAACUUAUGGCAGUAUAGAAGGAAAGCCUGUUAUAGUAUACAAAAAUCUGUGGUUGUAUAGAAUCAUAUUACAUUCUAGUUUUUAUCUGCUAAGUAUAGGUUAUGGCUCUUAAUUUGAGAGAUAUCAGGGUUCCAUUAUUGGGUCUUGUUUGGGCAUACUUAGUAGAGCAUCCUCUGGGGAAUUUGUAUGUAUGCAUGCAAGUUGGAAUUUUCAUCUAAAUCCCAUUCAAUGUGAUCUGUUUUGUAGCUUUUGUUAUCACC
Molecule: messenger RNA, 2059 nt
Organism: Camellia sinensis
Lineage: Eukaryota; Viridiplantae; Streptophyta; Magnoliopsida; Ericales; Theaceae
Source: RefSeq, a predicted model, not a curated record